GACUGAGAUGCGCUGGCCCUAGCUGUCCUCUGGCAGCAUGUCUGGGGUGUCCGAGCCCCUGAGCCGGGUGAGGGUGGGCACCCUGCGCCGGCCCGACAUCCCCCCAGAGCCUGUGGUGGUAGUGCCUGUGGACGUGGAGAAGGAGGAUGUGCGGAUCCUCAAGGUCUGCUUCUACAGCAACAGCUUCAACCCUGGGAAGAACUUCAAGUUGGUCAAGUGCACUGUGCAGACAGAGAUCCAGGAGAUCAUCACCUCUAUCCUGCUAAGUGGGCGGAUUGGGCCCAACAUCCAGUUGACUGAGUGCUAUGGCCUGAGACUGAAACACAUGAAAUCUGAUGAGAUCCACUGGCUGCACCCUCAGCUGACGGUGGGAGAGGUGCAGGAGAAGUAUGAAUGUCUACACGUCGAAGCCGAAUGGAGGUAUGACCUGCAGAUCCGCUACUUACCAGAGGACUUCAUGGAGGCCCUGAAAGAAGAUAGAACCACGCUGCUUUACUUUUACCAACAGCUACGGAAUGACUACAUGCAACGCUAUGCCAGCAAGGUCAGUGAAGGCAUGGCACUCCAGCUGGGCUGUCUGGAGCUCAGGAGGUUUUUUAAAGACAUGCCCCACAAUGCCCUUGACAAGAAGUCCAACUUUGAGCUCCUGGAGAAGGAGGUGGGGCUGGACCUGUUUUUCCCAAAGCAGAUGCAGGAGAAUCUGAAGCCCAAACAGUUCCGAAAGAUGAUCCAGCAAACCUUUCAGCAGUAUGCCUCACUGAAGGAAGAAGAAUGUGUCAGGAAAUUUUUCAACACACUUGCCGGAUUCGCCAACAUUGACCAGGAGACCUAUCGCUGUGAACUCAUACAAGGGUGGAAUAUUACUGUAGACCUGGUCAUCGGACCCAAGGGCAUCCGCCAGCUGACCAGUCAAGAUGCAAAGCCCACCUGCCUGGCUGAGUUCAAGCAGAUAAAGUCCAUCAAGUGUACGUUGGUGGAAGAUGGACAAGCCCUACUCCAACUGGGCAUUGAAGGCGCGCCUCAGUCCUUGUCCAUCAAAACCUCCUCCCUGGCUGAGGCUGAGAAUAUGGCUGAUCUGAUUGAUGGUUAUUGCCGGAUACAGGGUGAACAUAAGGGUUCUCUCAUCGUUUGCCCCAAGAAAGGUGGGCAUGUUCUAACAGAUGGUGAGAAGCGGAACAGCCUGCCUCAGAUCCCUACCCUGCACUUUGGAGAGAGGAGAUCCCAGUUCUCAGAAAGCUGCAGCAUUGAGUCAGACAUUUAUGCAGAAAUUCCUGAUGAAACCCUGCGGAGGUCUGGAGGUUUGCAAUAUGGUGUUGCCCGGGAAGAUGUGGUUCUGGGCCGCAUCCUGGGGGAAGGCUUCUUUGGAGAAGUGUAUGAAGGUGUCUACCAGAACCAUAAAGGAGAGCGGAUCAAUGUGGCUGUGAAGACCUGUAAGAAGGACUGCACUUUUGAAAAUAAAGAGAAGUUCAUGAGUGAAGCAGUAUUAAUGAAGAAAUUGGAUCAUCCUCAUAUUGUGAAGCUGAUUGGUAUCAUUGAAGAGGAGCCCACAUGGAUUAUCAUGGAGCUGUACCCAUGUGGAGAGCUUGGACACUACCUGGAGCACAAUAAGAAUUCGCUAAAGGUGCUCACCCUCAUCUUGUAUUCGCUGCAGAUAUGCAAGGCCAUGGCUUACCUGGAGAGCAUCAGCUGUGUCCACAGGGACAUUGCAGUCAGGAACAUUUUGGUGGCUUCUCCUGAAUGUGUGAAACUUGGGGAUUUUGGUCUUUCUCGGUACAUUGAAGAUGAAGAGUAUUACAAAGCAUCUGUGACUCGCCUCCCAAUCAAAUGGAUGUCCCCUGAAUCCAUCAACUUCCGUCGGUUCACAACAGCCAGUGACGUUUGGAUGUUUGCUGUGUGCAUGUGGGAGAUCCUGAGUUUUGGAAAGCAGCCCUUCUUCUGGCUAGAGAACAAGGAUGUAAUUGGAGUGUUGGAGAAAGGGGACCGGCUACCCAAACCCGACCUCUGCCCUCCUGUCCUCUAUACUCUCAUGACUCGGUGCUGGGACUAUGACCCCAGUGACCGACCUCGCUUCACAGAACUUGUAUGCAGCCUUAGUGAUGUUUACCAGAUGGAGAAAGAGAUUGCUAAAGAACAAGAGAGAAAUACCCGCUACCGGACACCCAAAAUUUUGGAGCCCACAGCCUUCCAGGAUCCCCCACCCAAGGUAAGUCAGGCCACACUGCCUCUAGGAAAUAAAACACAGCCAGGCUCCUCUUUGGUUCUUAAAUAG
Vombatus ursinus (common wombat) is the source of this 2269-nucleotide messenger RNA. RefSeq names its product protein tyrosine kinase 2 beta (gene PTK2B). Gene Ontology annotation, cellular component: cytoskeleton. Gene Ontology annotation, biological process: protein phosphorylation. Gene Ontology annotation, molecular function: protein tyrosine kinase activity; ATP binding. NCBI's taxonomy places the organism in Eukaryota, Metazoa, Chordata, Mammalia, Diprotodontia, Vombatidae. Bases 38 to 2269 code for a protein of 743 amino acids. The transcript has 21 exons. The record is from RefSeq and is a predicted model, not a curated record.